AUGAGCGGUAGUCGACUGGCACGUGGGCAUCAUCAAUGCAUUGACGAUGCACUGCAGCGUCGACGCCACCACACCAGAGAAGGCGCAUCUGAAGGGAACCACCGACACAAACUUGGGCAGCAUGGUGCUGGCCAGCGCAUAGUACGUUACAUCAAAUGCCGCCUUUCCCGCACCCGCCUACGCAGCCAGCAGCAUGAACACACCACCACCGCCGCUGCCUGUGAUAGUGCCGCGCUCCGGCAGCGUAACGACGACCAUGAGCUCCACCAUCAUUGGAAUAUGUGCCACAAACAAGGUGAGCCAGCCGUGAGAAUCACCGCACCCACAGUGUCAGCACGAGUGCACCCGCCAUAA
Molecule: messenger RNA, 354 nt
Organism: Trypanosoma grayi
Lineage: Eukaryota; Euglenozoa; Kinetoplastea; Trypanosomatida; Trypanosomatidae
Exons: 1
Coding region: 1-354 (117 amino acids)
Source: RefSeq, a predicted model, not a curated record